Molecule: messenger RNA, 2127 nt
Organism: Cicer arietinum (chickpea)
Lineage: Eukaryota; Viridiplantae; Streptophyta; Magnoliopsida; Fabales; Fabaceae
Source: RefSeq, a predicted model, not a curated record
AGUCAAAGAUACUGAUGCAAAGACUCCCGAACCAGCACAAUAUCCUCUCUCACCAACCACUCUCUUCCAUACUCAAACACUCACUCCCUCCAUCUCUCUUCAAGCUCAGUCUCCGGAGGCUUUUUCCGGCGACUUAACAUGGCAAAGCAAUGAAUGACGAGCCAUUACCAGCCAUCCUCAUGUCGCUGUCCUUUAGCUCCAACUGCAACCUCCUAUGCGGCAAGGACACAUCCGAAAUCGUCACCGGAGAGUCGCCGGAAUAUUCGUCCGACCUCGAUUCGUCUUCGCUGUCGUCGUCACUAUUUGCGGAGGAGGAGGAAUCCAUCACCGGUUUUAUCGAGCAUGAACGCAAGUUUACCCCUGGAUUCGAUUACCUUUCGAAAUUCGAAUCUCGCUCCCUCGAUGCCAACGCUAGGGAAGAAUCCGUUGCAUGGAUUCUCAAGGUACACGCUUACUAUGGAUUUCGUCCGUUGACGGCGUACCUUGCAGUUAACUAUAUGGAUCGGUUUUUGGAUUCUCGCCCUUUGCCGGAAUCAUAUGGAUGGGCUCUGCAACUUUUAUCUGUUGCAUGUUUGUCUUUAGCAGCAAAGAUGGAGGAACCCCUGGUUCCUAUUCUCUUGGAUCUUCAGGUAGAAGGCGCCAAAUACAUAUUUGAGCCGAGAAACAUUCUUAGAAUGGAACUACUUGUUCUGAGUGUUUUGGAUUGGAGGCUAAGAUCAGUCACCCCACUUAGCUUCCUCAGUUUCUUCGCGUGCAAGAUAGAUUCAACUGCAACUUUCACUCACUUCCUCAUUUCUCGUGCUACAGAAAUCAUCUUAUCUAAUAUACAAGAUGCUAGCUUUCUGGCUUAUAGGCCAUCAUGCAUUGCAGCAGCUGCCAUACUCUCUGCAGCUAAUGAAAUUCCUAAUUGGUCUUUUGUUAAGCCAGAACAUGCCGAGUCAUGGUGUGAAGGACUACGAAAAGAAAAAAUUAUAGGGUGCUAUGAGUUGAUGCAAGAAACUGUGAUUAGCAAUAACCAAAGAAAGCCUCCUAAAGUGUUGCCACAGCUAAGAGUUACAACUCGGACCCGAAAGUGGUUCAGUGUCUCGUCAUCAUCAUCAUCUCCAUCCUCCUCUUCUUCACCCUGUUUCUCAUUGUCUUAUAAAAAGAGGAAAUUAAAUAAUAACUGUGUCUGGGUAGAUGAUGACAAAGGAAACUCCAAGUGAAGAGUAACAAAACAAGAAUAAUAAUAAUAAAGGAACAAGAGGAAAUAACGUGGGCCAGGUUGUCUAGAAACCUAAACAUUUUUAAGUGGGUUUUUGAAAUGAAAAAUUGAAUAUAUUAUUGUAUUGUAUGUAAGAGAGUUUUUUCGUUUUUGGUUUGGGGUAUCCCCAUUUAUUAAUUAAUGGGUUUGCAUAUUCCUCAGGGAAGAGGGAUUUUGUAACAUAUAUUUAUUGGUUUGGGAAAAUUAGUGGUAGUAAUGUGGAAGAAAGAAAGAAAGAAAGAAGUUGGGGAUAGGAAUUCAAAGGUUGCAUUGAUUAUAGGUGAAAGAUGGUGGGACAGUGCUCUAGAAAACAGGGAAGAAAAUAGAUGAGAACAGUAUCAAAAUUAAAACCUUGGUGGAUUAAUAUUCAGAAGUUUUGAGCUGUUUAUGACUUGUCAUAUGUGAAGAGAUGUUUAUUAGUGAAGUUUCUUUUCUUGGCCCCAAGCAUCACUACUUCAACUUUCCCAAUACACGCUCCUCUCAACAUUACAAAAGAACAGAAAUAAGUUGGCUACAUUUCGUGGACUUUUCUGAUGGUAUUUGUGAAGAUGGAUUCGAUACGUGCCAAUCACAUGUGUUUGUUGUGAACUUUCUUUUUUGUUUGUUUGCGAAAGCUGUUUAUUUUUGGCCUUGAGCUUUGGCCUAACUAUACAGAACACCAUUGCCUGGUGUCCAACGCGUGUGAUGGGAAACACGUGUAUAUAGUUUUUGUAUACUUUUCAAUUUUUUUAUUGGUUUUUCCAAAAAGAGGUGAACUCUCUUUACAUAGUGGCCUAAUUAAUUAAUUGGCUUUAAAUAUGGAGGUGAAAAGGUCUUUGGGGCCUUCUCCUGCAUGUGAUAUCUGUAUUGAAUUCAUUAAUAAUAUCACUAUUGAUUUCAUAGCA